UUUUUACCAGGACUGGGUUUUAAUGUGUUUUAUGUGUUUGCGCUCAACAGUGAGGUAGACUUACUCGGACAUUUUUUUUUUUAAUUCACAAAGAGUGUCAGCGUGUGAUUUAUCCUGUGGAUGUGGCUGUUAGGGUCGGUGUCUGAGCCCUGCAGGAUCAGCCUGUCAUAGGGCAUCAUGAUGUUUUUGACUCUUCACAAGUGGAUGAGGAAUAAUUCUCCGGGGAUGCUGCUGUUGGUGCAGAUAUUGGGGUUUUUACCUCUGACCGGAGCGGCUCCCUCUUUGACUACCGAGCAGCUGGACACAGGGGUGGACUGGCUGAGCAAAUUUGGCUACCUCCCGCCCCCUGACCCGGUGACUGGUCAGCUUCAGACCAAGGAGGCCCUGACCAAGGCUAUCAAAGCCAUGCAGAAGUUCGGAGGGCUGAAGGAGACGGGGGUCUUUGACCAAGCCACUCUGGGCCUAAUGAAAACACCCAGAUGUUCUCUGCCAGAUGUGUCUGAAGGAGAGGGGACAAUGGGCCGCAGGAAAAGAGGCCUGAACCCUCAGAACAAAUGGAAUAAGAGGCAUCUAUCCUGGAGAGUGAGAACCUUCCCUAAGGAUUCAGCUUUACUGGGCAGGGACACCGUUCGAGCCCUGAUGUACUACGCUUUGAAGGUCUGGAGUGACAUCGCUCCUCUUAACUUCCAUGAGGUGGCAGGAAGUGAUGCAGACAUUCAAAUUGACUUUACAAAGGCCGACCACAACGAUGGAUACCCUUUUGACGGGCCAGGGGGUACCGUGGCGCAUGCAUUUUUUCCUGGAGAGAGGUUCACAGCUGGAGAUACACACUUUGAUGAUGACGAGGCCUGGACCUUCAGAUCUCCAGACUCUCAUGGGAUGGAUCUGUUUGCAGUUGCGGUCCAUGAGUUUGGUCAUGCCAUUGGCCUGGUCCACACCUCCGCCAUGGAGUCCAUCAUGAGACCGUACUACCAGGGUCCGGUGGGAGAUCCUCUGAAGUAUGACCUACCCUAUGAGGAUAAGGUCCGCGUCUGGCAGCUCUACGGUGUCAGGGACUCCGUGUCUCACACAAAUCGACCUGGCAUCCCCUCCCAAACAGCUGAACCUCCUGUACUGUUGGACCUUCCUGAAAACAGAUCAACUCUCUUGCUGGCGCGAGAUGCCCCCGACAGAUGCACCAGUCACUUUGAUGCAGUGGCUCAAAUAAGAGGGGAGGCCUUCUUUUUCAAAGGAAAAUACUUUUGGAGGCUCACCAGAGAGAGACACCUGGUUUCUCUACGUCCAGCUCAGAUCCAUCGCUUUUGGAGGGGUCUUCCGCCCAAUCUGGACAGUGUGGACGCUGUAUACGAGAGGCCUGGGGACCACAAAAUAGUUUUCUUCAAAGGGCUGAGGUACUGGGUUUUCAAAGACAAUAACGUUGAGGAGGGCUACCCUCGUCCAAUCAGUGACUUCGGCCUCCCCUCUGACGGAGUGGAUGCAGCCUUUGUUUGGCUACACAAUGACAAAACUUACUUCUUCAAGGACAACAACUACUGGCGCUAUGAUGACCACCUGAGGCGAAUGGACCUGGGUUAUCCUAAAGACAGCACACUUUGGAAAGGGCUGCCCCCACACCUGGAUGACGCCAUGAGGUGGUCUGAUGGCUCGUCCUAUUUCUUCAAGGGGAAGGAGUACUGGCGAGUGCCGGGCAGUGACAUGGAGGCGGAGGCAGGAUUCCCCCGCCUCAUCGCUAAAGACUGGCUCCUGUGCACAGAGAUGCAGUCGGACUCUCCAGACACGGAGCACAAAAGCACAGAGGCGAGAGGCAACGUGCGCCAACACCCGGACCACGCGGAGAACGGGUACGAGGUGUGCUCCUGCACCUCGGACACUGCCUCUCCUUUGGGCACCCACCCCUCCCCCUCUCCCUUGUGGAUUCUACUGCCUCUCUGGACGCUCUCAUUGGCCCUCCACUCUGAACUGCUAUGA
This is a messenger RNA of Cheilinus undulatus (humphead wrasse), 1968 nucleotides long. Its product is annotated as matrix metalloproteinase-17-like. The coding region runs from base 178 to 1968 and encodes 596 amino acids. Gene Ontology annotation, cellular component: extracellular matrix. NCBI's taxonomy places the organism in Eukaryota, Metazoa, Chordata, Actinopteri, Labriformes, Labridae. Gene Ontology annotation, molecular function: zinc ion binding; metalloendopeptidase activity. Gene Ontology annotation, biological process: proteolysis; collagen catabolic process; extracellular matrix organization. The record is from RefSeq and is a predicted model, not a curated record. The transcript has 10 exons.